AUGUUGUUGUCGAAUGAAACCUUAUUCAUCCGAGAUUUUGAUUCGGCUGACGACUUGAGCCAUGAGCUAUUUUAUGACACAGAACUUCGAGAACUGGUAGAAGAUGGCAAUGUCAGAUUGGAAAUGAAUCGGGUAAGGAUUGUAAAAUACGCAGUUAUAAAUAGCUUUAAAAUUGUUUAUUACAUGGUACCCUUUAUUCAAACUAACAAUAAUAUAUUCAGUCGCUCCGAGAUCAAAUCUUCAACACGUUAUGGCCUUCAAUAUUCAUCGUACUCUUAAUUUAUUGCCUUUGUGCUAUUGUCUGGCUUUUUUACAAUAUAAAACAGUACCGAAAGCAAAGGAGAAAAAAUAAAGGAAGAAAUGAAGAAUUGGGAAAAAAGAGAAAAUGUAAGUCAAAAUUUUUAAAACUAAAGAAAAAUUUUGAACUGAAAGAAUAGUAAAUUCUGGUAGUAAUGAACAAGUAAGGCUAGAAUAAAGAUUGAUUAGACACUUGGUCAAGCUGGGUACGGUUAAGGUAAUUUCUGGGUAGAAGUCAAGUAAAACAGGAUACAGUUAGAGUAGAGUUAGGGUAUAAAUAUCGUGGAGCUGGGCCAGGGCAUAGAUAGUUUUUUUUAACAAAGGGUAACGUUAGAGCAAGGGUACGGCGUUAGUAGUUUUAAGACCGUUCCACAGCAAGCCAAAAUAAAAGAAAAAUGGAACUAAGGUGGCCGUGGCAUUUCGUUAACUCAAAAGUCUCAAAUAUUGAUCCAAAAAAUAAAAUAAAUAUUUAAAAUGUUGAACGAAACGUGUGAAAUUAUCAAAUAAUAGUUAAAAUAAAUCAAAUUUUGAGCUGUAACAAAUAUUAAAAAAUUCGCUAUGUUUCGGCGGUUCUUUGAAGGCCAAACUGGUCUUGAUCCGUCAAAGAAUUGUCCAGAUAUGACACUACAAGUUUACCACAAACGAAUUUCAUUUUCAAAAUUCCGACCGCUUAAUUUCAAACAAUUUUUUACAAAAAAUAGAAUUUCACACUUCGCAUCGUUUUUUACACGAAAUGUCACUCUGUCUUUAUUUCCUCUUUUGGCAUGACGUGCUUUCUAAGGUAGAAAAGGCAUUAGCUUUAGUCUAAGCUUAGAUUAGAUUAAUCCUUAGCCUCAGCCCUAUCCUAACAAGAUUUGUAAGCCAUAUCAUAAGCCUCAGCUUAAGCCCUAGCCUAAACCGUAGUCUAAGCCCUAGCCUAAGUUCUAGCCUAAGCCCUAAUUUAAGCCCUAGCCUAAACCCUAGUUUAAGCCCUAGCCUAAGCCCUAGCCUAAGCUCUAGCCUAAGCCAUAGCCUAAGUCCUAGCUUUUAAUCUGUUUUUUCCAGAAAACAUUUAGAAAUCUACCACCAGAUCCCAAUCACUGAAUUAGAAGCAGGCAGUUCUAGAACUGAAGAAACCCGAUUGAUGUCGACCACACCAGUGACUGUAAUCGAUGAAACAUAA
This is a messenger RNA of Bursaphelenchus okinawaensis, 1459 nucleotides long. The record is from the annotation of a GenBank genome assembly. NCBI's taxonomy places the organism in Eukaryota, Metazoa, Nematoda, Chromadorea, Rhabditida, Aphelenchoididae.